CUCCGUUUUGCAUUUUGUGACUGUCUAGCGUCUUAACGAUGUUUGCUCAGAAGAUACCCUCUGCCUCAUUUGAGGACAUUUCCCCGCUAGCGGAAGCCUCUGCUGAGGUGUAUUCCAAGUGCUGUAGUUCCAUGGCUGAAGACUGCAUGCAGAAGGAGUUAUCAGAACUCACCACAAAAAUCUGCACUAAACUAUCAUCCAAGGACGAAAAAAUUUCUGAUUGUUGCAAAGGAAAAAAUCUCCUGGAAAACUACUUGUGCAUAUAUUCACUGCAACCUGCUAAAUCCCCUCAACUGCCGGAAAUCCAAAGACCCACAGACGAACAGCUGUGCACGAACGAUGGGAGCCAUCCGAUGGAUCAAUUCACAUUUGAGAUAGCGCGAAGGCAAACCAACAUCCCAGAGGUGUUCCUAAGUAAGGUGUAUGAUGCAACCCAUAAUCUUGUCAAUGGAUGCUGUACCGCUGCGGAUUCCAUGGCUUGUGUCUCUAGCAAGAGGCCACAGCUGAGAGGGGAGAUAUCAAAAUUCCUAACAAAGGCCGAUGAGCUAUGUGGAGAAUAUAAUGACCUGACGUUCCUUGAAUUCAAACAGAGACUAAAAGAAAGCUUCAGCAAGACCAUGCCUGAUGCAACCCCAGCCUCCCUUACAGAGCUGGUGGAGUGGAGAGCCAAUUUCGCCUCCACGUGCUGUAUUAUGAAUGCACCUCCAGUGUACUGUGGCUUGAAGAUUAACGCUGAAGUUGGACACACAUGUGACCACGAUUCCUGCAUGUUGAUCUAGCUGUGGAAAUGCAAACAAAAAAAACCUCCCUAGGCACAAAGUGAAAACAGCAAUUAAAAGGAAGAAUGAUCCUCCAUUUAUGGUGAUGCAUGAAGACCUCUGCUUUUCCUGAGUCACAAGAACUAAGAGCUUGAAUCAAUCUCACGGCUUCUUAUCUAUUAGUACAGCAAUGUGACUAGUGUAUAUUGCAACCUCAAUAAAGGCUUCAUGAGCA
Messenger RNA from Terrapene triunguis (Three-toed box turtle), 993 nucleotides. Its product is annotated as vitamin D-binding protein. The transcript has 7 exons. Gene Ontology annotation, biological process: vitamin transport. Gene Ontology annotation, cellular component: blood microparticle; cytoplasm. Lineage: Eukaryota; Metazoa; Chordata; Testudines; Emydidae. The coding region runs from base 39 to 779 and encodes 246 amino acids. Gene Ontology annotation, molecular function: vitamin D binding; vitamin transmembrane transporter activity. The record is from RefSeq and is a predicted model, not a curated record.